Messenger RNA from Osmia lignaria (orchard mason bee), 2850 nucleotides. RefSeq lists its product as uncharacterized. NCBI's taxonomy places the organism in Eukaryota, Metazoa, Arthropoda, Insecta, Hymenoptera, Megachilidae. Gene Ontology annotation, cellular component: nucleus. The record is from RefSeq and is a predicted model, not a curated record.
AUUCGCCUUAAGUAUAUUUUUUAUCCUUAAUUUAAAACGUGAAUAAAUAUUUUUCUAGUAUCGCGAAACUUAUACGUUGAUUAACAUCUUUGUAAUACAAUAUUCUAUUAAUUUAAUCAAUUACUGUUUAAUAAUACAUAACAAGGAUCGAUGAUAAAAUUCAUCGGUUUUAAUUGAAGCAUUCUAUUCAGUGCUGAGGCAAGAAUGAGAUACCUCCUUAUUCUACUAGCAAAGUUUUACUCUUAGCAAUAACCUUUGUAAACUAUGUGGACCGAUUUUAUCAAUUUUAUUCUGAAUAAUUAAUAUUUAUUGCAUAAAACUGAUUAUAAAUUGCUGCAAAGUAUCAGGGAUAACAUUACCGGUAAAAUGGCAUCAUCACUAUCAGCAUAUUGGGUGAAAUUUUUUAAAGGUGCAGGAUUUCCUCAAGAUGUAGCCACAAAACAUGCAGUUGUAUUUUCUAAUAAUCGUAUUAAACCAGACAUGUUGCCAGAUUUAGAUAAACCUAGCCUCAAAGAAAUGGGAAUAACGCUAAUGGGAGAUAUGAUUGCUAUUUUAAGGUAUGCAAAAAAGGUUGUUGAAGAAACAACCUGUGAAAAAUUCCUUGUUGAUACUGAAGAUACCCUUGGAAUACCUAAACCGAUGGUUAAAAAGGUUGUGUCUAAAGCAUCUACAAAAGCAGUGACUUCUAAAAUUAAACCUGAUACUGUAACUACAAAAAAGAUCCUGAAAGUUCCCAGUACUUCGAUUAAAAAACCCACAUCCGUUAAGAAACCAGCAUCUGUAUCAGCUGAAAUAAUUACAAAUCUUAAUAAUCAAAAGAAACAAACGAUUCUUAAAAGAAAAUUAGAAGAUGAAGAUGAAGAUGAAUUUGAUAACAAUGAACAUAAAUGGAAUGAAACAGCUAAGAAGGUAAAGUCUCUGGAUAAUAAAGAUGAUGCUGUAGAAUACACUGUGAUACUUCCAAAAGGAACAACACCUCGAAGUCAACAAAUUUUAAAAAAGUCUAUAGAACAAAAACGAACUGUAUUUGAUAGGUUGGGUGAUAGUUCUGUAACUAGCACUACAAAUCCAGGCGAAACGUCACCGACGUUUAACAUAACCGGGCUAGGAAAAGAUGUCUUUAAAAGAUCUGUAAGUGUUUUUAACCGACUAGGAGAUAAAGAUGCUAAAAAGGAUAAUGUAACCCAGACAGGAAUAUUGAAAAAUGGUACAACCGGUACAGGAAUAUUAAAAACCAACACAAGAACUUCAAUUAUUACAACAAACAAAAUCAUACCAAAAAAUGUAGGAACGAUGCGAGCUGAUCAAGAAGCAAGUAAAAAAAGUAUGUCAAAUAACGUUGCACAAUUAGUAAAAACAACUAAAAGGAUUUCUUUUAACAAUGCAUCCUCAAAUGGUACAAGAGCAAUUACAUCUAAUGUUGUUUCUGGAAAAUUAGCCUCAGAGCGAUUAACUUCUAUACCGGCAAAGGCACGUUUAGGAGCGAUGAAAACAAAUGGUGCUAAACAAGUAACAUUUGAUAGGGUCGCGACGGUAGCUCAUGUCAAGAAACCGGAUGUUUUUAGUCGCCUUGGAAUUUGAGAAAUUAUUUACAUUAAUUAUGCCUUUCUUUAACUAAAAUAAUAUUUAUGUUUGUGAGUAAGAAUUCUUUGUACAAAGUUAAAUAUUUUAUUAUGUAAAAUGUAAAAGCAAAGAAAAUAUUAAUUAUUAAAUCAUGUUAAAAAUUAAAUACGGUCAUGCUAUUGAAGUAUUUCCGAGUAUCUCGUAGCAAAUUACAACCAGAUAUUUAUUUUUAAUUUCUUACAACAUAUUAAAUGUUAUAAAUGUGCAAUUUUGUAAUUACAACGUAUAUUAUCUUCCUUUUUUGUAUAAAAAUUAUAUUUCUAACAUUGUUUCACAACAAAUUUUUAUACAAAAUUGUUUACAAUUUUAAUAAGACGUUACAAAAUACUCAAAUCAACAAAGUGGUACAUAAUUUUUAUUCACAUAGUCUUUACCUAAUGCUACUAUAUAUUAAAAUAAUUUAUAACAAAAAUAUACAAAAAUAGUGUAUGUAUUAAAACAAGAAUAUAUCAUUAUAAUAAAAUCGUUACACUUCUUUUCCCCUGAAAACUGUAGAAACAGACUUCAACUCUUUGAAAUGUGAAUACUGAAGAAAAAUAUUUUAAAUAAUUGAGAAAAAAAAUAUUUCUGGCAUUCCAAGACCGCUUUUAACUAAUACUGUCUGAUGCGACUAUGUUUCAUGUACUAUUCAACUUCCUGAUUUGAGUUUCAAUUACUACAAUAUUCGAUCAGUGGAUGGAAUGUUCCGUAUUGGCAGGAGCAUCUUCGGGAUGUAGCUGAAAAUUCAAUCAUUGAGAACUCAAACAUUGUAUUUAAAUAGUUUCUAGUCACUUUUAGAAAUAUCUAUACAUUUAUACUCAACCUGCUUAUAACAUUAUAUAUCGAAUAUAAAAGAAGGGGGAUGAUCGUGAUUCCACUUACGCUUCCAACAAGAACUAAUUGCAAUCGCUCCAAAAUACUACGUUACAGCAUUAAACACAGCGUGUCAGGCAUGCCAGACUUCGACUAGAUAAAACAAACGAAUCGCAAUUUAUAUAAUACCAAUAUAUCUGUAUGUAAUAAUUUUAUAUUUACAUGUGAAUUUAGAAUUAGAAAUCACAAAAUGAAACCAACGCAACGCCCACCUUUUUGUUUGAUCCUUCCUAGCAAACUUCAAUGGCAACAUGGUACUAUCCUGUAAAAAGUAAAGAUUACAGUCUCAGAGAAAAGAAGUGGUACCACUUUAUAUCACAUACAAAUAACAAGAAACUUGGUAAAACUAUUCAAAUCCGACGUAAUAAAUGCUUU